CUCUUAAGCCCAGGAACAACAAUUCCCGGCUGCACGUUGUUGGCAGGUGUCAACAACCAUUGUCACUUAAUUCGCGUUUCCAGGCUUUGGUUUCGUUCAAACCCAAAACCAAAGUCGCCAUGUCUGUGGUAAUCGAGAACAUCCGUCGUCUGGAUGCACAGAUCGAUAGACUCCAAUUGCGCGACUCCGAAAAAGUACAACAACACAAUGGACAGGAGGACUCCCACGGAGAUUAUAGGACCUCGGACACUAUUUACCUGACCAAAGAUACAGCGGAUCUGACUGCGAUUGUCCGGACACUUUCAGUCACAUCUUCGCAACCAUUACUGCAGCAGCAUCGACUCAUUGACAUACUGUCCCAAGUCCAAGAAUUAGGACCAAACAUCAAUUUCUCAGCUGGAGCUCUCGAUAAUUAUGUGAACGAUCUACUCUGGUUGGUCGCUGCCAAGGCAGCAGUCCAGACCCUAGGCGUAGUAAUGGAUAAUUUCCUUACUCGAACUUUGUCACUGAACGACGGAAUUUGGUACUGGGAUGAGGUACUUGGGUCACAUUGGUAUACCGGUCUCUAUACGAUACAAACAUCACCUUGGAGGUUGUAUUCCCGGGCAACGGAGAUCUACUCGACGUUCAAGAGGCACUAUGGCAACCAAGAGACAAUGGGCACUUUGACAAUUUCUGCUCGUUGGGGAAAGUUCCAUGAUUUGGUCCGCCAAAGCAUUCGAGAGCAAUCUAUCGAACGGGCUAAGUUGAGGAUGCUAUCUCCAUUUGCCGUCUGCAGGUCUGAGGCGAGGCGAAAACGGAGGUUAUUGAAAAUGAUGAGGGAAAUGCAUGCAAGCGCCGUUGGUCUGCUUAUGGAUGAAUGUCUUUCUUUCGGAUUUGAGGAGGAAGCCACAAAUGCCGGUAUCUACAGUCCAUCCAGUGAUGAGUGGCACAACACUGUCUCCAAGAGUGUACUGUUGAUGGAGGCACUUCUACGAAAUGCAACGAACCUCGAUAUUGGCUUGAACGAGUUUGAGGAUGGUGUAUUUUCAACCAUAGAGUGCGAAACUGAUGUCCUGCAAAGUCAUGGAGCCGACAGCAAAAGCCAUACUCGCGCUUUUCUCGUCAUCGAACGCCUAAUCAAUAUUCUGAGAGAGCGUUUACCGGGCCACGAGUUCUCCUCCAACAUGCUAGUCAGAGACUAUGGUCGUCCAUCGCCUCUCGUACGAUACUGGCUUCCGGUCUCUGCAGGACUUUGCUCUCUUAGCACUGUUCUUAAAAUACUGACGAACCAUAAGGCUGAACUGCUAAGUUGGAUCGCUGAAUUCGGUUCAACUGUAGUUGACUUCGGCAAGAACUGGGUUAUUGGACCAAUUGGGAAGCUGAUCGGCACCAUAAGGCAUGAUGAGAAGAGUGAAAUCGCGAUCAUGAGCAAGAACAGUCUAGAGGCGGAUCGUGCAAGUUUAGAGAGAAUGGUGGUCGAUUUUGUACUUGACAACCCAGAACCCGCCGCAGAAGCCUCUCAAUUCCAACUAGACACCGAGUCCAUCACUGCCAAAGUCCGAGAAGGCGACCUGACGCCUGUCCUGAAAGCCUAUGAGCAGGAUUUGCGACAACCCUUCCGCGGAACUGUCCGUGGGAAUCUUGUUCGUGCGCUUCUCAUUCAGAUACAGAAGACAAAGGUCGAUGUGGAAAUCGCAAUUGGAGGCAUUGAUGCCUUACUCAAAAGCCAGGAGCUUGUAUUUGGUUUCGUCGGCCUUACACCUGGGAUUUUAGCAUCAUAUGCAGUCUUCCGUUGGCUCAGCGGAAUCUUCGGAAAUAGAAAGGGCCUAAGAAGAGGAAAGAAGCAAGAUGAAAUGAGACGCGCACUGCGUAACGCUGACCGGGUUUUGACGUCUGCGUCGCCUACUCCAAAUGGAAUCCUCUCAUAUAAGGAUCACGGAUUGCUUAUUUGCGAAGUCCAGGUUCUUAAGAAAACUGCUGAGAAGUUUUUCCCGGGUCCGGUCUAUCGUGAUUUCCAGGAAGAUAUGAGUGAUCUUAUGAAUAUCAACGCUGGCACGGAAAAGCAGCUCAGGAUCAUCGAGAGGAUCCGAUGGGGAUAUUCAAAAUGGCUUGGAUAAAUUCCACUGAAGGAGCUCGUUCCCUUCCAGGCCACCUGCAAGACGAUGGCCUCCGGCGAGGCGAUCUAUAAAAGCGCGCCGUGCUCUGCAAGGCAGAACGCAUGCGAUCACCUGCUUAUAUGUACAGACGUAUAUAGAUUUAGUUAUGUGUAUCUACGUAAAUUACAUAUCUGAUAUCAUGAGCGGCGCAUCGAUUCUCUUUAAAGCAGCUAUUUGACUCGGUAAUAAGCCUGCUGGUUGUGACAAAUGAUAUUCGCAUGUACUGUACUUUCGCGUAACUCAAUUCAACGUCUGGAAUUCGGGCAGGAG
Messenger RNA from Paecilomyces variotii, 2408 nucleotides. Its product is annotated as ATP synthase regulation protein NCA2-domain-containing protein. Gene Ontology annotation, cellular component: mitochondrial outer membrane. Bases 120 to 2099 code for a protein of 659 amino acids. The record is from RefSeq and is a predicted model, not a curated record. Lineage: Eukaryota; Fungi; Ascomycota; Eurotiomycetes; Eurotiales; Thermoascaceae. The transcript has 4 exons.